This is a messenger RNA of Ananas comosus (pineapple), 5176 nucleotides long. Its product is annotated as pentatricopeptide repeat-containing protein At5g48910. Bases 2734 to 4824 code for a protein of 696 amino acids. The record is from RefSeq and is a predicted model, not a curated record. Gene Ontology annotation, biological process: RNA modification; regulation of DNA-templated transcription. NCBI's taxonomy places the organism in Eukaryota, Viridiplantae, Streptophyta, Magnoliopsida, Poales, Bromeliaceae. Gene Ontology annotation, molecular function: protein binding; RNA binding; sequence-specific DNA binding. The transcript is spliced from 6 exons.
AAUAGAGGACUUCUAAUUCUUAAUCCUCAUUGUUUUCUCCACUUAAUUAAGGAAAAAAAACCUAGUUUGCUGAAGAAACAAGAGUCUAGGGUUUCUUUAGUUGCUGUUUUACUGGAAAUAUCUCGUUUUUAGAAACCUAAUGAUUGAGUGAGGUACAUUUCCUAAAGUUUUCAUCGAUUUUGUUUUAUUUUGUAGUAAAGGUUGUCAUGUGAAUACACACACACGCACAAAGAAUGAGAGAAAGAGGCCUUAUUGUGUUGUGAGAGAGAGAGAGAGAGAGAGAGAGAGAGAGAGAGAGAGGCCUUAUUUUGAAGAUGUCCUAAUGACCUAAUUUCGAAGACGUCUUACACAGAGGGGGCGGAAGAGAGAGUGAGGCCUUAGUCAAAUAUGUCCCUGCUGACCUAAUUUUGAAAAUGCCUUACAUGCAGGGUGGGAGUGACAGAGGCCUUAUUUCGAAUAUGUCCUUAAUGACCUAAUUACGAAGAUGUCUUACAUGGAGGAUUAGGAUUAGGGAUUUACCACAAAAACGGGGAUGAUGGAUUGGAAGACACUUUAUGUUAAAAGUUGCUCCUUUAUUUCUUUCGGAUGCCCAAUUUUUUGUUUCUUUUAUUGACUUCGUUUUUCCUCGUUUCAGUAGCUAUUCAAAGUGAUCAUGAAGUUAGGUCUGAAUACCCUAGCAUAGGAAUGCUUAUGCUAUUGCUCAUUGAUCUUUUUUCUCCAAGAUUACUUGGCUGACGUGUGAGACUUAAUUACUUGUCGGCCAACAUCAAACUUAAUUAUUUGUCAUUAACCCAUCAUUGUGCUGGCUCUCGUUUGGUCGCCAUGCACUGUCAAAUACAACAAUGAAUCUGAAACCAACCAAUCACAAAAACAUAUCUUGUGGAAUUGACAAAAACUUUCAACGAGUAAACAUCUUGUCUGCAUUUAACUGUUAAGUGCUACUUAAUAUUGUUGUUGCCUGAUAGUACAUUGAUUAAUUAAAUUCUUGGUUGUGUGAAUAAUAUCUCCUCUACUUUUAUUUUCAAAUUUUUCGAAAUUAUUGGUUCAGAUUCUAUUUUGUUAUUUCUGUUAACAUAUAGAAGCAAGUUAUGAUUUCCUAAUUUCCACCUUACACUUUCCUUAAUUUAUAAGUGUAGGUACUUAAAUAAUGUUACCAUCUUAGAAAUGUGCGACUGUGGUUGGGAAUUGAUGUGGUGUACCGUCCCGAUGCUGAUGGGGAGUUUUUGAGAAAUGCAAAAUAUUUUAUUUUAUUUUAUUUUAUUUUUGCUAAUUUUUGUAUGGGUUUGCACGCAUAAUUUGAGCUGCAUUGCAAUUAAGCCUUUAAUUGCCCAGUUAGUACACUGUUUUUUACAGUUCUGCGCUCUCUUUUAAGUUUUUGUUGGAGACAUUGAUGUUUCUUUCACCACAUUGGAUUAACGGAUGUUUGUCCCUCUUUUGUUUUGUUUGGUCCUCUUUUGUUGGUCCUGCUGUCUACUACUGCUAUCCUUUUCUUGUGGGUAGUGAAUCCUGAAGGUGGUUUUGGGUUUGAAUUUAGAACCAGGCCGAGUUAUCCCUUUAUGUAGCUUGGGAUUCAUAUUUUCUGCAACAGAGUGAUGAAAUAAACUAUUUUGAGGGCCCCAAGCACACUCUUUUAGAGGUUAAUAUAUUUUCAAGUGCUUUGGUUUGCUUCCCACAAACUAAAGAAGAAACUAAAACUGUAUUACCAUAACUUGCUUUCUCUGAAAUUUAAAUGUGAUAUCAGUUUUGUGGUAGAAAAGGUAAUGCAAAAGUGAGGAUAGCUGAAUAAGGUCUGCUUACUGUUAGAACAGUUAAUUGCAAGAAUUUCAAACAACUUUACUAUUGUAUUUUUCUUUUGGAUUUUAAAGGUUUUAUCAAGUUUGUAGUGAAAAAAAAAAAGGUUAUACAUGAUAAUGAGGAUUGAAUAAGGUUUAUUGAUUGUUGAUAGAGUAAGUUCAGAUACUUUUUUGAUUAUCUUCUUUUCAGGGGAUGAUAACUGAAACUGUUGUACUAUUGUUUUUAUUUUGUGAAGGUCAGUUAUCCAUUUAUAUGUAAGUCCUAUAUGUUUUACCCUUCUUAAUGAUAGGCUAUUUCAAUCUAUAUACUUAAUAUUUUGAUGAACAGUCGUCAAUUUGCAUAUAUGAAGUGAUCUAUUAUCACUUUCCAAUUGGUUCUGAAUUUUAUGACUUUAUUUCGCCGGUGUAAAAGAAUUAACAUUAACUUUGUGGAAGUUUCUUUUUAAAGUCUGCAUAAUCCAUUAGUCGGUAGUGUGGGCUUUGAUGACUUGGCUUGUAUAUAUUAUGUUCCUUUUGUGGUUGUAUGAUUGGAACUUAAAAUACUUUCUUUUUAAUCUUUUCAAGAAGUCCCAUCAAUGUUAUACUUCUACAUCUCUCUUGUUGUCACUUUUGCUGUUAUUCUUAACAAAUCUGCAACUAUGGCUGAGAAUUGUUGUACCGUGCUGUCUCAAUGAUGAUAGAGAGCUUCUAAGAUAAAAUAUCAAUGAGAAAGUAACCCUAGCCUGAUGAAGAAACUGGGAAUCUAGGGUUUUCUCCAUUUCAGAGGUGUCUUGAGUGAUUUGAGGUUGAUCUCCCAAAAUUUCAAUUGUUUCUGCUGUAUUUCGUGGUAAAAUUCUACUUUGAGGAAUGUAGAGAGGCAAAGAACUGCAAAUGCAAAAGCUUUUAGUAAUUUCUUUGAAGUCGUUGAUGGUGCUGAAGAAAAACUAGUUGUAUUCCAAAGAUGUCUUACGCUGAGGAUCAGGAUGAGGAUGCUCACCCCAAUAAUGGAGAUGAUGGAUUAGAAGACCCCCUAAGAUGCCUUCACUGUGGCAUUAGUUCUAAAUUUACAUCGCACAUGCGUCGUGGCCCCGAGGGACGAAGGACUUUAUGUAAUGCAUGUGGUAUUGCGUGGAAAAAGGGAAAACAGAGAAAAAUAAUUGACUACGAUGCUCCUGUUCAAGACCUGGAAAACUCAAAAAUGGUACCUGAAAUUGAUAUGGAAUUUGAAAAUGAAGAUAAGGCAUAUGAAUUUUACAAUAGGUAUGCUGGAGUGGUAGGUUUCAGUGUAAGGAAAGGUUGGUUAGAUAAGUCCUCGGACAAUGUUACAAGAUCAAGAACCCUAGUUUGCUCAAGAGAAGGCUUUCGCAAGGAUAAAAAAGGAGCAAAGGAAGUCAAGAGACCAAGGCCAGAAACCCGAAUUGGCUGUCCUGCUCGUUUGACAUUUAAACUCACACAAAAUGGCACAUACAAAGUUACUGAAUUCAUAGCUGAUCAUAAUCAUCAACCUGCACCCCCAUCAGCCAUGCACAUGUUAAGGUCUCAAAGGGUAACAACUGAAGUUCAUUCCAGUGAAGUAGAUUUGUCAGAUGAUUCAGGAAGCACGCUAAAAUCAACUACCGAGCCCAUUAACAGACAAGUUGGAGGCCCUCGGAAUGUUCGCUUUCUCCCACUUGAUUAUAAAAUAGCUCUUAGAUCGAAGCGAAUGAGAGCCAUGCAAGUGGGAGAUGCUGAAGCUGUGCUUAAAUACCUCCAAAGCAUGCAACUUACUGACCCAUCUUUCUUUCAGGCUAUACAAGUUGACGAGGAUGAUAAAUUGACCAACUUCUUUUGGGCAGAUGCUAAGUCUGUGAUAGACUUCGAGUAUUUUGGUGAUGUGGUUUGUUUGGACAUGACGUACAAAUUAAAUGCAUCUGUUAGGCCUUUUGCACUUCUUCUUGGUGUGAAUCACCACAAGCAAACUGUUGUAUUUGGUGCAGCACUGCUCUACGACGAAACCCUAGAAUCUUUUAAAUGGCUGCUUGAGACUUUCAACAUUGCUAUGCGUGGAAAACAACCAAAAACAAUUUUGACAGACCAGUCUAUUGCAUUGGUUCAUGCUAUAGCUGCAGUGUGGCCACGCACGAGCCAUCGAUUAUGUGUUUGGCAAGUCUAUCAAAAUGCGAUAAAGAACCUAAAUCAGAUUUUCCAGAGUUCAAAAACUUUUGCAAAAGAUUUCAGCAAAUGUGUCUAUGACUGUGAGGAGGAAGAAGAGUUCUUAAUGGCGUGGCAUAUGUUGUUAGACAAGUACGAUCUGAAGAACAACGAAUGGUUGACGAAGUUAUUUGAAGAUCGGGAGACAUGGGCUUUGCCUUAUGGCCGCCAAAUCUUUUGUGCUGAUAUGAAAAGCACACUACAGAGUCAAAACAUGAGUGCUGUGCUAAAGAAAUAUCUAAGUCCACAGCUAGAUCUUCUCUCUUUCUUUAAGUAUUACGAGAGGGUGGUGGAUGAACAUAGGUAUGCAGAAUUACAGGCUGACUUUCAUGCGAGUCAAAGCUUCCCAAGAAUUCCCCCCUCAAAAAUGUUGAGACAAGCUGCAAAUAUGUACACCCCAGCAGUAUUUGAAAUGUUUAGAAAAGAAUUUGAGAUUUUCAUGGAUUGCAUGCUUUAUAGUUGUGGUGAGAUCGGGACUAUAGCAGAGUAUAAGGUUAUUGUGGGUGAAAAGCCUAAAGAUCACUUUGUUAGGCUUGACUCUUCUGAUUGUUCAGUUGCCUGCAGUUGUAAAAAAUUUGAGUUUAUCGGGAUUCAGUGUGGGCAUGUGUUAAAAGUGCUUGAUGUUAGAAAUAUUAAGGAACUGCCAGAACGGUAUUUUUUAAAGAGAUGGAGGAGGAAUGCUAAGGCUGGUAACGAAAAGGAUCCUAAGGGAGUUGAUAGUGAUUCAUUGCUGGAUGCACAACAUCAAAGUUUUCAUGGGGUACCCAUCAGAUAUUCGACCGCAGCCAAACUUUUGCACUUCUCAGCUGAAUCUCUAGAACAACGAGCAAGUUCUGUGAAACAUCAGAUCUCAACAGCCUAAGGGCUCAUACUUCCAUAAAUAUUUGACAGAACACGUCAAUAAACUGAUAGUUUGUUAUGUUGGCACUAAGAUUGUGUGAAGAUAAAAGUGGUCUAAAGAUUGACAAACAUCCAAGAGAUGGGGCCUCCCACAAUUUUGCAAGCAGGGCUAGGAGUUUGAUCAUUUUUGUACAACAGUUUGAUUUGCUUAAAUGUGUAACCUUAGGGCCUGUAUGGUUGAAUGUAAUUAUAAACACAAAUAUAACUAGAGAUGCAUGUAGUUCAUAAUGAAACGGUUAAUGUUGUAUUUAAUCCAUUUGGUUGUAUGUAAUUGAGAACGAUACAUCUAUAAAAUUUCUAUUUCGUUGUUUGCA